UAAAAGGAUGGUGUUAUGAGCAGGCUAUUUUAUCUACAUUUAUCAUACUAAAAGUAGGCUAUGUGUUUCAAUAAGAACCUAUAGGCCUUUGGAUCAAUUAGGCCUAAUUAUCCAUUUAUAAACCUACUCUUCAUUGGGAACGUAUUUUUUCGCGGAAAAUUAUACUAAGGCACUAUUUCCAUAUAAAUAGAUACAUAUUAUGUGACUAGAUCUACAAAUAAUGAUUUCCGAUAAAAAAUGGUGACUAAAAACUUCACUGAUCUGCUUUGCAGCGGGGAAUUACUUUGGGAUGAAUCUUUAACAUGGACAAACAACUCAUGGCCACAGUUUACAGAUUGCUUUCAAAAGACAGUCAUAGCAUGGAUACCCUGUGGCUGGGUUUGGUUAUCUGCCCCUUUCUAUGCUUACCAUUUGUUGUCUGAUAAAAGAAAAGUUCAACCAAUCAGGUUCCUGUUUUGUCUCAAAAUAUUUUUCAUUUUAGCUUCAAUUGGUGUACAUAUUGUUCAUGCCUUUGAGUCAUUCAGAGACAGGAAAUCAAUUGCUUCAAUAACAUCUCCUCUUAUAUGGAUUGCUACAAUGUUUCUACAUUCCUAUUUAGUUUAUCUCGAGAGAACCAGGAAAAAAGUCAGAUCACCGAUUUCCUUUAUAUUUUGGAUCCUGGUUACUAUAGCUUCAUCUAUUUCCUUGCAUACAACUUUAAACCUACAGUUAUAUCUUGCAGAUGAGGCUACUCUACCUUUGGUCUGUAUCAAGUUUGCAGUUUCAGUGCUGUCUGUCUUAGUACACUGUCUUCCAGACUAUGUCAAGCAAAAAGACAAAGAGGGGAAAAAUCCAGAGUUAUUUUCUUCUUUGAUCACCUGGAUUUUUCUUUUCUGGUUUGAAUGGCUUGUUAUAAAAGGAUUUAAAUCCAAAUUAAGUGAUGAAGAUAUUUUCAAGCUUCAUCCUCAAGACAGAACCAAGAGAACAGUAAAGAAGUUUUUAUACUACUGGGAUAAAGAAGUAAAUAAGAAAGUCAGGAAGAAAGCAAAACAGAAAUAUACACUUGAUGAAAACUGGGAGGCAGAGAUUCCACUUUUGCCUUUGUCUUCCUCACACCCGCCUGCGCAUGUGCAGCCAUUGAAUGGCGAGUUUAACAAAACUGUAAAUGACCCUGGAGAGGCUGGACUUGACGAAGUGGAAUCUAAGAUGUCACAUAUUGAUGCUAGAAAACAUCACAGUAAUGAGGAAGUAUUACCACAAGUAUCGCUGAAUAAGAUAAUGGUGAAAUGCUAUUGGCGAGAAGCUAUCUCAGCCCAAUCUGGAAUGAUAAUGCACAUAGCAUUCAACAUUUGCAGCCCUCUUGUGUUAGGUUGGCUGAUCAAUUUUACAAGGAACACAGAAGAGCCUUCCUGGCAUGGCUACAUAUAUGCCGCUGCUUUCAUUCUCCUAAGAUUUCUCUAUAAUAUAUUUGUCAAUAUGUCUAAAUGGUGUAAUAAUAGAUUUGCUUCCAGAGUCCAGUGUACUGGUAUGGCAACUAUUUUUAGAAAGUCACUGACAAUGAGCAGUGAAGCACGGACAUUAUCCACAACUGGUGAAAUCAUUAAUUUAAUGUCUGUGGAUGUUGGUCAUAUUGAGGCAAUGUUGAUUGGAUCUUUUUGGUCUUGGGUGUCUGCUAUUCUGCUUGUAGUGGGUGUUUAUCUUCUAUACACAAUUAUGGGCCUUGCACUGCUUUCAGGCUUAGGCUUCAUGUUCUUAUUAUUUACUAUGAACAUUUUGUCCUCACGGAAGAUGAGUUCCUAUCAGGAAAUCAUUAUGACUAUCAAAGAUGAAAGAUUAAAAGUCAUGAAUGAAAUUCUAAAUGGAAUGAAGGUCAUCAAGUUGCAUGGCUGGGAGCCACUGUUUAUAAAAAUGGUCAAAGACAUUCGUGAGAAAGAGUUGAAAAUCUAUUUCAAGUAUUGUUUAUUGGCAGGCUUUGAAACAUUCACUUGGCAUGUGGCCAAUGUGUGGACCUUAUAUUUCAUGCUUGUGACCUUUGUCAUGAUCUCAGAACAGCACUAUGUAGGGGCAGCAACCAUCUUCCUUACAAUCAACUAUGCAAAUCUGGUCAAAGUAGCCAUGAAUAUGCUACCAUUUUUUAUAGGUGACCUAGUCAAAACUUUAAACUCAACGUCAAGGCUGAACAAAUUUUUGAACUCUGAAAAUAUAAAUACUGUUCAUUUAAUUAGGAAUACAUCUGACCCUUUAGCAAUAAGAGUUAUUGAUGCAGAUUUUUCAUGGAUCAAGUCUGGACCCUGUAUUUUGAAAAGCAUUAAUCUUGAAGUUACUCCUGGUGAAUUGAUAGCUGUUGUAGGAUCUGUAGGCUGUGGAAAAUCAUCAUUGUUAGCAGCAAUGUUAGGAGAGAUGCAUACAUUAAAGGGAUAUAUCAAUUUGAAUUCUUCAGUGGCUUAUGUCCCACAGCAAGCCUGGAUACAAAAUAAUACUCUCAAAGAAAAUAUUUUAUUUGGAAAGCAGUUGGAUAGAGAGUAUUUCCAGGAAGUUGUCACAGCAUGUGAUCUAACACCUGACCUGAACUUAAUGCCUGCUGGUGCUGACACUGAAAUAGGAGAAAAGGGCAUCAACUUGUCUGGUGGUCAGAAGCAGCGUGUCUCCCUGGCAAGAGCUGUCUACAGUAAGGCGGAUAUUUACUUGUUGGAUGACCCACUGAGUGCUGUAGACAGCCAUGUUGGGAAGCAUAUCUUUGAUCAUGUUAUUAGCAAACAGGGAUUGCUCAAUGAUAAGACAAGAAUAUUAGUAACUCAUGGCAUUCAUUGGCUACCAUUUGUUGAUCGAAUAAUAGUAAUUUCUGAUGGACAAAUCUCAGAGUCUGGUUCUUAUGAGGUUUUAUUGGAUCACAACGGUCCAUUUGCUCAGUAUAUGCUUCAGUUUUUGACACAAAACGUUAACAAUGUGGAUAGUCCAGAGGAAGAUACAAUUGGUGAUGAAGUAAAACAAGAUAUUUUAAGACGUCUUGCUUCUGUCACAAGUGAAAGUGAUUGUUCUGUUGCAUCAGAGCGAAAAUCAAAAACACCUGGUGCCCUAGAUAUAAACAUCAGUACCUCAACAUUAUUUUGCAGCAACAAAGAAAUAAAUCUGAGAUCAAGUGGAAGAGGGAUCGACAGAUCAAAAGAAAAUUUGCAUGACACCAUCAGUCAGAAGAAUGCUGUAGUAGUUUCUGAAACACACAGACUUACAACAGAUGAAAAGAUAGUAGAAGGAAAAGUGAAGUGGUCGCUCUACUUCAAGCUGAUGCAGAGUUUAGGACCUCACCAUGCAGUUUUAAUAUUGUUCUUAUUUAUAAGCUACCAAGUGGUGUUCAACUUUUCCUAUUUUUGGCUUGCUGAUUGGAGUGAUGAUGUCAGAUUGAACAAUUUCACAGACCUUCCAGCAAACAGUGAAGAGAGAAGAAACCGGAAUGUUUAUUAUAUUGGAGUUUUUACUGGGCUCACAGUUUUAAUGACUCUCUUUGAUGUGACAUAUGCUGUGAUAUUUCAAAUGGGACACAUGAGGGCAGCCAGAACAUUUCAUGACAACCUCCUGUCUGGUGUUAUGCAUGCCCCAAUGAGCUUCUUUGAUACUACACCCAUUGGCCGUAUACUGAAUCGCUUCAGUCAAGACAUUUACAGUGUGGACAGCCACAUUUUUAUAGAGAUAGAGACCUGCUUGGACAACCUGUUGAAAUGUUUUAGCACACUGAUAGUGAUCAGCUAUACCAUGCCAGUCUUUCUCUCAGUGGUGGCUCCCAUUAUUGUGAUUCUAUAUUUUGUUCUGCAACUUUACAUCAGAUCAUCUUGCCAGAUUCGGCGCAUCAAUUCAAAUAACAGAUCACCUAUUUAUUCACACUUUAGUGAAACACUUUCUGGAGUUAGUGUGAUCAGAGCCUAUCAGGCACAAGAUCAGUUUAUUGCUGACUCUUUGAAAAAAGUGGACACUUUCCAGCAAUCCUACCUAGCAUAUAAAGGUUUAAACAGGUGGCUAGAAGCACGCCUAGGCCUAGUUAGCUGUGUCAUAUCAACAGCAGCUACCAUAUUUGCUGUUGUAUAUAGAAAUGAUCUGUCACCUGGCCUGGUUGGGCUGGCUAUCACAUAUGCUCUAAGGGUGAGUAAUGACAUGAAUGUGCUGACCAUAACUUUUGGAAAUCUUGAAAACCACAUCAUCUCACUGGAACGUAUCAUGGAAUACACCAAGCUUCAAAGUGAGGCUGCAUGGGAAGUUGGUAGUGUUGAUGAUCUGUGGCCAAUUGUUGGUACUAUAGAAUUUAUCAAUUAUGGUACCAGAUAUAGAAGUGGACUUAGUCUAGUACUGAAAAAUUUGAGUUGUGUUAUACAUGGAGGUGAAAAGGUAGGAAUUGUGGGAAGAACAGGGGCAGGUAAGUCCUCCAUGAUGUUAUCUUUGUUUCGCCUCAUCGAAGCAGCAGAAGGAAAAAUCUUGAUUGAUGGAGUAGAUAUAUCUUCCCUUGGUCUGCACACUCUUAGAAAGAAGUUAACUAUUCUGCCUCAGGAUCCGGUUCUAUUUGAUGGCAGUAUUCGCAUGAACCUUGACCCCUUUAGUGAAAAGUCAGACUUAGAACUAUGGAAAGUCUUGGAAAAUGCUCGUUUGAAAAACUUUAUUGAAGGUCUUCCUAAUACUUUAGAUUAUAAAGUUGGGGAAGGUGGUCACAAUCUUAGUGUGGGCCAACGCCAGUUGAUUUGUUUGGCAAGGACUCUGCUGAGGAAAUCUAAAAUAUUUAUUCUGGAUGAGGCCACUGCAGCUGUUGACAUGGAGACAGAUGAAUUCAUUCAGACAUGUAUAAGAGAGGAAUUUGUUGGCUGUACUGUCCUGACCAUAGCACACAGACUCAAAACAGUGUUGGACUAUGACAGGAUCAUGGUGUUAGAUGAUGGUCAAGUGGUUGAGUUUGAUUCUCCCAAAAAUCUUCUUUCUAGGGUGGACUCAGUAUUUUACUCCAUGGCAUCACAGGCUGGACUAGUUUAGAGAACAAAGUACACACUUACAAAUACUCUAAGACUAAUGAUUAGUUCGGUCACCAAGGUGCCAUACAAUGUUGAAAUGCAAUUAACGUUGUCUAAAGUGAAUCAAACUUUUAUGUUUCUAGUCAGUGCCAUUCCAAAAAUUUGUCUAUAAAGAGUGAAAUAUUUUAUUAUUGUAAUCGUCUCUUACAUGUAGCCUUGACAUUGUGUGACUUUAUGCCAUGAAAUGUGAUUGUUGAAUAAUAACAUACACAACUUUUGUUUUUAUAAAAAAAAAAAAAAAAAUAAAAGAUAUAUUUAUUUUUUUAAAAGUUACAUUGUCAUUGAUUUCUGUAGUUUUAGAACUAAGCUAAUAAUAAAAAUCAAAGUCAAAUUUUGUUCAUAAUUUUAAUAUAUUAAAAUAUAAUUACAAAUUCAAAUUUGUAUUGGUUCUAUAAAAUCAACUUAUACAGUCCCUUACAAAAAAUGUAAUCACUUCAUUUCUAAGUUACACACAUUUGAAAGCAGUAAUUGAAAGCAGUAUGCAAAAAAAUCUUACCACUAAAAAAAAUAUUACCAAACCAUAACUCAUUAAAAUGUUGAUAUUGAAACAAAAAUAA
This is a messenger RNA of Biomphalaria glabrata, 5584 nucleotides long. Its product is annotated as multidrug resistance-associated protein 1-like. Bases 238 to 4989 code for a protein of 1583 amino acids. Gene Ontology annotation, molecular function: ATP hydrolysis activity; ATP binding; ABC-type transporter activity. The transcript has 32 exons. Gene Ontology annotation, cellular component: membrane. The record is from RefSeq and is a predicted model, not a curated record. Gene Ontology annotation, biological process: transmembrane transport. NCBI's taxonomy places the organism in Eukaryota, Metazoa, Mollusca, Gastropoda, Planorbidae.